Aspergillus chevalieri is the source of this 852-nucleotide messenger RNA. RefSeq lists its product as uncharacterized. Lineage: Eukaryota; Fungi; Ascomycota; Eurotiomycetes; Eurotiales; Aspergillaceae. The record is from RefSeq and is a predicted model, not a curated record. The transcript is spliced from 3 exons. The coding region runs from base 1 to 852 and encodes 283 amino acids.
AUGCUGCGGUAUAAGAAUUCCUUGCUGGAAAGAAUCUUGCUUGAGAAAGGCAUCGAUGUCCAGGCUGAGCUGCGGUUGAAGACAGGGACACCCGGCGGCCCUCAACCGAAACCCGUCAUGGCCCCCAAGCCACCAACAACGCUGGAGCGGGCCGCGGUGAAUCGGAACUCAGUCCAGAGGCAUCCCCAGGCCGGGAUCGCUCCCAAGUCGGCAGAAUCUUUCGGUCUCCCGCAGCAUCGCGACGGUGCAUAUGGCAUGCCGUCGCCCCAGUUCCAGGCCACACCACCAUCCCACGUUUCGUCGCCGUCGCACACCAAGUCGCCCGGUUUUGGCUUCCAGGGUGCUAUGUCUCCUAUUGGGAUGGACGCCCAGGUCCAACAACAACAGGGACGAUCCCAGUUGCUUCCGCAAUCAAGGAACCUCAAUCAAGCAUCUCCUCCCAUGGGGUUGCAGCAGUCUGAUAACGACCCCAAGGCACUGCCGGGGUCACGGAAUUCUCGAGUUCCGUCAGCGGCAUAUUAUCCCUCGCCAUUCCAGAAGCACUAUGAUCAACUAGAGCAAGAAUACGAUGCCCAAGCGGACCUCGUCGACGAAGACCAGGACUCGGUAGAUCCGUCGUCUUACGUGCCCGGUUUCAACCCUUCGUCUGGUGCAAGUGGUUCUCACGCUGUCGGGUCUCACGCCCUCUCGACUUUCACACCACAAUCCGAAGCAUCCAACGGUGCAUAUGGUAAUAGCAACCAGAUGUUGGGCAAUUACGAACCGAUGCUGGACGCAGAUCCGUUUGGAUUGAGUGCGAGCAUGCACUUCCAGACACCUUUUAGCUACGAACAAACCCACGCCCGUCACUAA